Suncus etruscus (white-toothed pygmy shrew) is the source of this 957-nucleotide messenger RNA. Its product is annotated as olfactory receptor 52D1. Lineage: Eukaryota; Metazoa; Chordata; Mammalia; Eulipotyphla; Soricidae. Gene Ontology annotation, biological process: G protein-coupled receptor signaling pathway. The transcript has a single exon. Gene Ontology annotation, cellular component: membrane. The coding region runs from base 1 to 957 and encodes 318 amino acids. Gene Ontology annotation, molecular function: olfactory receptor activity; G protein-coupled receptor activity. The record is from RefSeq and is a predicted model, not a curated record.
AUGUCGGCUUCUAAUGACAGUGAUGACAGUCUUCCAACUACUCUCUUCUUAACGGGGAUCCCAGGACUGGAGUGGGCCCACAUUUGGAUUGCCAUUCCCUUCUGUGCCAUGUAUCUGAUAGCAUUGGCUGGGAAUGCUGCCCUCAUCCUAGUCAUUGCCUUGGACAAUGUUCUUCAUGAGCCCAUGUACCUGUUCCUUUCUCUUCUCUCACUUACUGACCUGGCUCUCAGUUCUACCACUGUGCCCAAAAUGUUGGCUAUCCUGUGGCUCCAUGCUGGUGAAAUUUCCUUUGGUGGAUGCCUAGCCCAGAUGUUUUGUGUCCAUUCUAUCUAUGCUCUGGAGUCCUCAGUUCUUCUUGCCAUGGCCUUUGAUCGAUAUGUGGCUAUCUGUAAUCCACUGAGGUACACCACCAUACUCAACCAUACUGUCAUAGGCAAAAUUGGCCUUGCUGGGCUAUUCCGUAGUGUGGCUAUUGUAUCCCCUUUUAUCUUCUUGCUGAAACGGCUGCCUUACUGUGGUCACCAUGUUAUGGCACACACAUAUUGUGAGCAUAUGGGUAUUGCUCGAUUGGCCUGUGCCAACAUCACUGUUAAUAUUGUCUAUGGGCUAACUGUGGCCUUGUUGGCUAUGGGUCUUGAUUCUAUUCUCAUUACUAUCUCUUAUGGCUUUAUUCUGCGUGCUGUCUUUCGUCUGCCAUCUCGUGAUGCCCAGCACAAGGCUCUGAGUACUUGUGGUUCUCACCUUGGGGUCAUCUUGGUCUUCUAUAUUCCGGCUUUCUUCUCCUUCCUCACACAUCGCUUUGGCCAACACCGAAUUCCCAAGAACGUACACAUAUUUUUGGCUAAUCUCUAUGUUUUGGUGCCUCCUGUUCUCAACCCAAUCAUAUAUGGUGCUAGGACCAAAGAAAUCAGAAGUCGACUUCUAAAACUGCUUCACUUGGAGAAAUUUCCAAUAUGA